CUUCCGGUAUAUGUCCGCGGGAGUCUCACCCGGUCCAAAGGAGCGCGCACCUCGUUACGGUUUGACGGUUACACACGGACACGCGCGGUGCCCCGUGUGCGUACGAGGGGGUACAUAUGGAAACGUGCACCCCAUGCAAGCUGCCUCUACAGGAAUGACAAAGGCGAGAGGGGAGGAGCUGCGUUUUCACACGACUUGGCUUAUGCGCUUUGGGCGGAGAAGAGGGAAAGAUCGCGCGGCGGCGGCGAGUCGCGCCCGCGAGGAAGUCGGAAGCGACCGCGUCCCGAGUCAGUCAGUCAGCCAGUCGAUUGUGGGGCAUUAACGCGCUUAGAUCGAUCAUCGCUGAUUGCGCGCGUUUCAGAAGCGCGUCCGCAGAAUGCGUGUGUGCGUGUGUACAAUUGUGUAUGGUGUUUGCUUCAACGUAUCUUACGCAAGGCAGUAACUUCAAGCGGGAACUAUCGUGCAGAAUCCGCUCGGGUCCUCGAAGAUAAUUAAGAGAGCGACGAGAAGAUUUAAAUAGUGACUGUAAAUCUCAUCUCGGUUGGAACAACUGAAUGAAAUGAUAAUCUGUCGUACGAUUUUCGAGUAUGACUCGAGACUUACGUUUGCCUUAAGGCUGCCUUGAAGAUCGGGAUCUACCGAGGAAGAACGCGUGUCGCGUGAGGGGGUAGUCGUCAUUAGGCAGUUUGUGGGGUUGCGACGGAGACCAUACGGUCGUUCUCCAGCCACGCGCCGACCAGCCGUGGGAGGGUCGUUCCGCUCCGUUGAAUCGUGAAAACACCCCCGUUGGAGCGAACAUUGCGUUAUACCCCGGCGCAUCCUAGACGCACCUCGGGAGUUCUUCGGCAGACAUUUAUCGAAUUCCCUGUUUCGCCCACGACGUACCCUGCAAGUACAAAAACAUUAUCUGAGAAGAUCGUCGAGUGCCUUAAGGUUCUUGUUCGUUUCACGAGAUAGUUACGCGCUCAUUCGCUCGUUCUUUGUAAUUCUAUGGGGUGAAAAUAGUGAUAUAAUCAUGAGUGCGUUCAAGAGGUAUCAGAGCCGAGUGUUUUGGAACCAAAUGGCCUCGCGCGACUUGGGGGAUGAUUAUUUUGUAGAAAAAAACGCUCUCCCUGAGCGCGAUCGUUUCGAAUCUCCUCCUCAUGAGGGAAACACGAAGGAGAGAGAAGAGGAAGAAGAAGAUUCGACCGGCAAGUCGGAAAAUGAUACAGUGAGCAGCGGCGAAAUCACCGCGAUACGCGUUUGCAGAAAUGCCGAUGAAGAUAUGGAACAAAAUACGUGUCAAAUUUCGUCAAUACACGACGAAAGUGUCGCGCGUUGCAGAAUGGACAUGGAAGAAUCGAAGGAGGAAGGAGAACACGAGGUUGUCGCGAAGAACAGAUCCUGCAGUCCGCUGAGCCAAGAUCUCAAAAGUCUGGAUUCCGGGUUCUCCGACUCCGAGAGAUCGAACUGCUCGGAGGCCUACGAAAACGCGACUCCGAAGCGGAAGUCGAGACGCAGGAGAAUACGAGAACGAAGAAUUCAGCCAAAGAUCGCUUCGCCGUGGCUGGAAGAAGUAUCACCUCCGAAUCCGAUGCACACUUCCACGCCGAAAAACUCCAGAAUAUCACAGAUAACGAGAAACCGUCUGGGAGGACGGGCAGGAAGCUGCUCGCAAGGACGAAGGGCUACCGACGAGACCCUACCGGGCAAUGCACCGAAGAUACGUCCGUUGAUACUCUCGUCCGUUGGGUCACUAGAGGGUGAGUGCCUGGGUGAUUUUCUGUACGCGUCCGAACCGCCGGAAGACAGCGUUCAGCCGGCGACUGCGAAAUCGCCGAUUUCCAUCGAUUCCGCCGACGACGCGAUAUCCGCCGGCAGGGACGUGUUAAAGUCGAGAAAUUACCGUCAAUCGUCGUCCAUGAGGGCCUGGUUGACAGAUCUCGCCAUGGAGACCGAGAACGAGUGCAUCCACGCUCUCCAGAGUAAGAAUCUGCCGCGCAGAAGAGCACUGGUGGUGUCCGGGGAAGCACACGCACGCGACCUCAAGAUGAUGUCCUCUGCGGCUACCGCGGCCGCGAGCAAACUGUUGGCCAAUGCAGAGCAGUUUGAGCAACAUUAUCGUAAUAUUGUCGAGAAAAUAACGUGUCUGGAAGGCGGCCGAUCCGAGAUGGGGCUUCUCCGCAGCAUCGAGGAAGCCGCGUUCGCGAUCCUCUCACAAUUAGGAGCGCCACCACCGCGACGGAUUCAACAAGGCAGUCUAAGAAGCAUUCUCGCACAGCUGCAAAACAUGAAGACAUACGUCGACGGUACAAUUGACACGCGCUUGGACUUCUACAUAGAGAAAAUAAUUCGCGGACUCGAGGAAGCGCCGCACGAAGACAGUAGCAUAGCCAGAGGCGCUUUGGCAGCUUUGACCGCGUUGGGACUGUCAGACUCCCGCGCAGGAAGCAGCAUAGCCCGAUGCUCCGGGAUAAAGGCGCUCCUGAUGUGUCUCAUCGGUACCGGUUCUCGAGAAUCGUCAUCAUCGGGCGACUUGAUUGCGGUCUCGCUGCGUGCUCUGGCUAGUAUAUGCUCGUCAACAACCGCUAUUGAAUACUUCGUCCGAGACGGCGGGCCUGAAAUCUUGACGGACCUGUUAGAGGCGGAAUCCACUCGCGAAAAAGAGAAAACCGAAGCCGCCGCCUUAGUGGUACAGAUCACGGCGCCGUGGACCAACGCGAUGGGUCUGCCUUACCUCGAGCCUUUCGCGGGCUCCUUGAUACCGGCGCUGAAUCGACUGCUUGAGAAUACUAGCUGCGCUCAGACAUUGCUGUUAACGGCUGCCGCACUCAAUAACAUGUCUAAGUCGCGACUGUGCAGCGAUGUUAUAUUGAGGGAAGACAGCGUAAGGAAGUUGCUGAAGAGCGUGAAGAAGUCCGCAGUCGGCGGUAACGUCUGGCUGAUGGAACAGGUGGCCGCGCUGAUCGGCGAAUUGGCGCGCACCCCCGCGGGCCGGACGCACUUGGCGCAAGUACGCGCCUCUGUAGCGUUAGUUUCCUUCCUGAGAAUGAGACCGCCAGGCUUAGAGGACGCGUAUCGUCGGCUGGAGAUCACCGCAGCUGCCGCGCUCACCAGGCUCUGCGUGGAGCCGGAAAUCGCGCGGCAAGUGGUCGCAGUCGGCGGCGGCGAUUGCCUUCCGGCUGUCUACGACUUCGACAAGCCGGCCGGAGUGGAAAACGACGAGGUGCAGGUAGAAGCGGGUUUGUUAAAAUAUACCAGGUCGUUGAGGCGAGCGUGCAAGAAGGCGGCGAGGCAAAUCGGGAUCGCAAAGGCCAAGGAUCGCAGCACGUUGGAUUAAGGAGGCACUCCAUAAGUAA
Molecule: messenger RNA, 3338 nt
Organism: Harpegnathos saltator (Jerdon's jumping ant)
Lineage: Eukaryota; Metazoa; Arthropoda; Insecta; Hymenoptera; Formicidae
Gene: insc
Product: INSC spindle orientation adaptor protein
Exons: 5
Coding region: 1016-3319 (767 amino acids)
Biological process (GO): asymmetric cell division; establishment of mitotic spindle orientation; regulation of asymmetric cell division
Cellular component (GO): apical cortex
Molecular function (GO): cytoskeletal adaptor activity
Source: RefSeq, a predicted model, not a curated record